Molecule: messenger RNA, 4221 nt
Organism: Aphanomyces astaci
Lineage: Eukaryota; Oomycota; Saprolegniomycetes; Saprolegniales; Verrucalvaceae
Exons: 2
Coding region: 59-4066 (1335 amino acids)
Biological process (GO): sodium ion export across plasma membrane; proton transmembrane transport; intracellular potassium ion homeostasis
Cellular component (GO): membrane
Molecular function (GO): ATP binding; ATP hydrolysis activity; P-type sodium:potassium-exchanging transporter activity
Source: RefSeq, a predicted model, not a curated record
GCGAAUUUUUCUGCACUGCACGCCGCCACCAGAGAAGAGACAGGUUGGAGCGGGCGCCAUGAAGAGCAAGCGUUCGUCGGCUGAGAUCGUGGCGGUGUCCACGGAGCUGCGACACCGUCAAGCGAUGCGCAAGAAGGGGAAGAGCAAGGCCGGGAAGGAUGACGACAAGCGCGAGUUGGAGAUGGACGAGCAUCAGAAGUCGAUUGCCGAAUUGUGCGCAGACCUCACCACCAGCGCCACGUUGGGUAUGACGAAUGCCGACGCGGACGCCCGGCGUGAAGUCGACGGCGUAAACCGUUUGACCCCCCCUCGCCAAACCCCCGAAAUCGUAAAAGUGUUCCGCGAACUCACGGGCUUUUUCUCGUUGCUGUUGUGGGCGGCUGGGAUCUUGUGCAUGGUCUGCUACGCCCUGCAAGGGGACGUCAACAACUUGUACCUCGGCAUCGUGCUAUUUUGCGUCGUUGUGAUCACGGGACUUUUCUCGUACUUCCAAAACCGCAAGUCGAGCAACCUCAUGGAAUCGUUCAAGAACAUGAUGCCGACCAUCACGACGGUCAUUCGCGACGGUCGAUCCCAAAAGAUCGACGCGUCCUUGCUUGUGCGUGGGGAUGUCAUCGCCAUCAAGGGCGGGGACAAGGUGCCUGCCGACAUCCGUAUCAUUGAAUGCUCGGACGAUUUGACCGUGGACAACUCGGCGCUCACUGGCGAACCGGAACCGUUGAAGCGCGUGGUGCAUUGCACCCAUGACAGUCCGUUGGAAACGAAGAACUUGUGCUUUUUCGGCACGUUUAUCCCGCAAGGGUCUGGCAAGGGUCUGAUCGUGCGCACGGGCGACAAGACGGUCAUGGGUCGCAUUGCCAAGUUGGCCACGUCCACGAAGAAGGAGCAAACGCCCAUCGCCAAGGAGAUCGAGCACUUCGUGCACAUCAUCACGGCCGUCGCCGUGUCGAUCGGGAUUAUUUUCCUCGUGAUUGGGUUCAUCAUUGGCACCGACACGAUCACGAACAUUGUGUUUAUGAUUGGGAUCAUUGUGGCCAACGUCCCCGAAGGAUUGUUGGCGACCGUGACCGUGUGCUUGAGUUUGGCAGCCGCGCGCAUGGCAAAGAAGAGUGUGUUGGUCAAGAACUUGGAAGGCGUCGAAACGUUGGGCUCCACGAGCUGCAUUUGCUCGGACAAGACGGGCACGCUGACCCAAAACAUCAUGACCGUCGCGAACAUCGUGUACGACAAUGCGAUCUGGGACGCCGAAUGCUCCCUCACGCCCGUGGGCUCGUACAAGUUAACAGACGUGUCUUUCCAACGCCUCCAACGCUGCGCUACAUUGUGUAACAAUGCCGUGUUUGACGAAGACUCCAAGUUUCAAAAGGUGCUCGAGGGCCAAGGCGCGAAUGUGCAAGUGGUCCGCGGCGCCCCCAUUGCCUUUUCGGAGAUGGUGGUGGCGUCGGAUGGCUCCCGCUGCCCGAAAGUGUUGUGGGAAACCAUCGGAGAUGCGUCAGAGUCCGCGAUGAUCAAGUUUUGCCAAGACAAGCGCGACGUCGUCGACUACCGCGAAGCCAACCGCAAACUCAAGGAAAUCCCGUUCAACUCGCGCAACAAGUACCAGUUAUCGAUCCACUUGCAAGAAAACGACGAAACCAAGCCCAUGUUGCUGGUCAUGAAGGGCGCCCCCGAGCGCAUCACGGCCCGCUGCUCCAAGAUUUUGAUCAACGGCGAAAUGGAGGACUUCACCCCCGAACGGUUGGCCCAAGUGGAGGCGCUUCAACUGGCGCUGUCAAAGAAGGGCAUGCGCGUGUUGGGGUUUGCCGAAAAGGAGCUGGACCUGGCGACGUACCCCCACGGUUACGAGUUUAACACGGACAACUGCAACUUUCCCCUCGGUGAGAAGGACGUGGAUUACGACGCCAACCCAGUGCCCAACAAGAAGAUUGAAGAACCGCUCGUGUUCAUUGGGUUGAUGGCGCUGAUCGACCCCCCUCGUCCAGAAGUGCCCAUUGCCGUGGCCAAGUGCAAGACCGCGGGGAUUCGUGUCAUCAUGGUCACGGGUGACCACCCAAUCACGGCCAAGGCGAUUGCGCACAAGGUGGGUAUCUUGUGGGGCCCAACCAAGGAAGAUAUUGAAGAGGAGAAUGCCGAGAAGGGAGUGCGGGCUGGUGAACCUGGGUACAAGAACCCGGACAACGCGCCUGCGAUUGUCGUGCCUGGGUGGACCAUCAGCGUGGACACGGACGAGGCGGAAUGGGAUCGCAUCUUGAACCACACCCAAGUCGUGUUUGCCCGGACGUCACCGCAGCAAAAGUUAAUUAUCGUUGAAAACUGCCAGCGUCGCGGGGAAAUUGUGGCCGUGACGGGGGACGGUGUGAACGACUCGCCGGCGUUGAAGAAAGCGGACAUUGGGAUUGCGAUGGGGAUCAUGGGGUCGGAGGUGUCAAAGGAAGCCGCUGACAUGAUUUUGUUGGACGACAACUUUGCGUCGAUCGUGUGCGGGGUCGAAGAAGGGCGCAAGGUGUUUGACAACUUGAAGAAGUCGAUUUGCUACGCAUUGGCGGUCAACAUUCCGGAGUUGAUUCCGUUUUUGGUGUACGUGCUGAUCGCCAUCCCCGUGCCCCUCACGACCGUCUUGAUGUUGUUGAUUUGCCUCGGUACCGACAUGAUUCCUGCAAUCUCGAUGGCGUACGAAGACGCCGAAAGCGACAUCAUGCUGCGCUCGCCCCGCCGCCCGUCGGUGGACCGCCUCGUGACCAAAAAGUUGGUGUUCUGGGCGUAUGUGCACAUUGGGUUCAUUCAAGCGUUUGCCGGCCAUGUCGUGUACUUCACCGUCAUGAACGACUACGGGUACCCAGCUCAAAUUUUGCCUGCGUUGGGCCAAAAGGACAGCUUUGGCAAACAAGUGUUGUGGUGCACCACGUCGGGUGGCCAGUACUGCACGCCCGGUGGCGGGUACAAAGAUAACACUGGCAACGUCGUUCCUCUUGGUAGCUCGGACAAGCCUGUAUGUGAUCUCGAGUACAACGCGGCGAUUUCGCCGACUGGCAGCAUCUACGACGCCAAGAUCUUUUACAACCCCGGCGAGGAUGGUGUCGUGGAAGACUGUGUGUUCCCGUACGCCAACUACAAGGGCACGACCAACAAGCCUGCGAAUUACGACCGAUAUGACCCUACGACUUAUGGCGAUUUCACGAACGGCAACUCCAUGAUCACAGUGCAGUCGAUGGAAGCAUUGUGGAACAAAAACUACCGCCCGUACUACCCGUACAAGGGUCGCCGCUCGUCGUUCUUUGACAAGAGCUGGCUCUCGUACGACGUGGCCAGCGACAACGGCGUCGACGGGUUUGGAAAGGACCUGGAAGACGUGGCGCUCUUGUUGUACCAACCCAUUGGCGUGUUUAGUAUCGUGGACCCGUCCAAGAAGGACAAGGACGCCGUGCUCACGUCCGGGCGUCCUCGCAAGGCCCUAAACGGUGCCACGGCGACGUUGACGGAUGCUUCGUUGAAGCAAGUGGCGUCGACGAUCACGUUGUCGGACGCCGACUUGUACACGAACGCGGCGGCCGGUCUCUCUGUCAAGCUGUCGACUGGCGCGGCUCCGUGCUCCUCCAAGGCCGAAUGUUUGUUGGAUUACCGCACAGGGUUCACGUACAAGGAGGGGUCGACGACGUACUCGAAUGUGCUGUCUCGCAUGAUGUCGAUCUACACGCUGAUCCAUGCGCAAACGGCGUACUUUGUGGGCGUGGUGGUGAUGCAGUGGUCCAACAUUUUGAUUUGCAAGACGCGGUUGCUGUCCAUCCGCACCCAAGGACUGCGCAACCAAGUGCUCAUGUUUGGGUUGGGCUUUGAGUUCCUAAUCUGUGCGCUCAUUUGCUACUCGUCGGGGUUCCAAUCCGUGUUCAAGACCCAAACCAUCCGUCUCAGCCAUUGGUUCCCCGCCAUGCCGUUUGCCAUGUUUUUGUUUGUGUACGACGAAAUGCGCAAGUACAUUUUGCGCUCGACGUCGAUCACGACCGUGGACCCGCAAACCGGCAAGUACGUGCGUAUUCCUGGAUGGGUCGAGCGCAACUCGUACUACUAGACACGCGAUUGAUACGCGUGAGCAGGGCAACUGUAGUUUCUCAUCAACGCCCCUGCCGUUGUUUGCAUUCGUAACAAUCCUCUAAAAUUGCUUUUAUAUAAUCGCUAUGUGUGGUGGGUUUCUGGUCAGUAGUAGUCCACUACUAUUAAUAUCUA